UCGUGUUCGCAGAUGUCGUGAUAGUGUCACCGCACCGCAGGUGGUCUUAAGAAAAAUGCAAAGUGCUCAAGUGAUAUCGGCCCCUCCGGUGGGUUGUCCGAACCCGCGUUUUGUACAAGUACUGAUAGACAUGCGCGAUGAAGAAAAGAGUCUGUCGUCCCGGAAGAGGCGAAGCAUCAUCAAGGUUGUGGCCCUUAUCAGAUCUGCAUCACCCUUGCCGUUUUCUGCCGCGAGUCUGGCCGCUGAUGUC
Molecule: messenger RNA, 250 nt
Organism: Notodromas monacha
Lineage: Eukaryota; Metazoa; Arthropoda; Ostracoda; Podocopida; Cyprididae
Source: the annotation of a GenBank genome assembly